UCUCUUUCUGCAGUAAUGGCCCUUGGGAACGCUUCGGUUGGAUUUUAUACCGCUUUGCUCUUCUGCCUUUGGGAACUCUUGUUCAUCCACGGACUCAGCCUGGAGCCCAUCUACUGGAACACUUCGAACAAAAAGUUCCAGAACGAGGGGGGCUACGUCUUGUACCCCCAGAUCGGCGACCGCUUGGACCUCAUCUGCCCCCGCUCAGUGCCUCUCGGCCCCUUCUCCACCGAGGACUACGAAUACUACAAGCUGUACCUCGUGCAGACCGAGCAGGCGGAGCGCUGCGAGAUCCUGCGCGCCCCCAACCUGCUGCUGACCUGUGACCGCCCCGAACACGACAUGCGCUUCACCAUUAAAUUCCAGGAGUACAGUCCCAACCUCUGGGGCCAUGAGUUCAAGUCCAACCAGGACUAUUACAUCAUCACAACCUCAGACGGUACCAAGGAAGGGCUUGAGAACAUGAAAGGUGGUGCCUGUCUUUCCAAAGGCAUGAAAGUUGUGCUGAAAGUUGGACAGCAUCCCAACACUGGCUCCAAAUCCCAGAAGUCCGUACCAGCCUCACCUGCUGACAAGGAGCGAGGGACGCCAGGUGCUGCCGAGCCCAACAAGGAGAUGAUCCCAGGACCCCCCUCUGGAAACACCACCGGGAAGGUGGGUGGAGAAAAUGGCCCUUUACCACAGUCCAACGUGCCCAUCAUUGCUGGCGCUGCUGGGGGAGCAGCUUUUGUCCUGCUGGUGGCAGCGGCCGUGACGGGGGCCCUGUGUUACCGCCACCACCGGGCAAAGCACAGCGAGUCUCACCACCCACCGUUGUCCCUCAGCACCCUGACCAGCCCCAAGCGAGCUGGCGGGGGAGGUGGCGCCAACAACAACGGUUCUGAGCCAAGCGACAUCAUCAUCCCACUCAGGACUUCAGACAGUGCGUUCUGCCCGCAUUACGAGAAGGUGAGCGGCGACUACGGCCACCCCGUCUAUAUCGUGCAAGAGAUGCCACCGCAGAGCCCGGCCAACAUCUACUACAAAGUAUGAGGCGAGGGGUGGCUUAGCUGAGCUCCCACAGGCAGCCUUGGACCUCUGUGGUGGGCAAGCAAGGACUCGGAACAGACGGGGCACAAUGGACAUUGCCCCCCACGCUGCUCUCGCUCGACUCGGAUGCUGCACCAAGAGGGGCUCGAUGCACAGGUGCCUGGUUCCCCUCCAGUUAUUUGAGGGGACACUGGAACUGAGACGUUUCUGCCGCAACGGAAGCAGGGACUCCUCUCCCCUCAGGAUUCUGGCUUUCCAAGGAGAAACCGGACGAGGGAUGCCAACCUCCUUCCGGUCAAGUCCGAGCAAAUUUUAUAGCGACAGCCCUUCCCCCUCCUCAGGACCCCUCUCUUGGCCUCAAAGCUGUCGAUUCCUUGGCAGGGUCCAGCCCAAGUGUGAAGUUCAGCUCCCACCGGUGUGCCCACCUGCCAAAAGAGAUUUGGGAGUUGAAGUCUCCAGCCUGUACUUCGCACACCCGUUUCUUCGCAAUAAUUCAAUUCGAUUGCCUUGUCUGUCUUUCUCUUUUCCCUUUGACAGCUUAUUCACGGGCCGUGCUGAUAAGGUUAGACAUCUGGGGAGGGGGGUUAAAAGCAAACCCCCAGCGCUCUAAAGGGUUGCAUUUCAUGUUAGUGCCACAAAUCAGAACAAGGAAGAUUGCAGGUCUGCCUUAUUCCAACCGCCGUGUGACCCAAAAGCAACAUUUCAGAUGUUUUUGUUUUUUGUUUUACUUUGAAAGUUCGCACAAUUUUGGUAUUUCGGCAGUGUUGCCUCUGCGAGAUCUCUCCUUUUUGCCAUGGGGUUCCUUCUGAUGUAGCCUUGCGGACAAAGGGGCUCUUCCGCCGCUCGCCUGCAUCUCUCCUCCCAAAUCGCCAGUUCCCCGUAGACCAGACACACAUGUACAUCCAGUUCCCGUGGAUCAGCGUGGGUGAAGAGCCCCUUUCUCUGCCAACGUUUGGAUUGGGAACACUGUUGGGCAACGGAGGGAUCCACAGAUCGGACUCCGUUCCUGGGGAAGGGAUCGGGGGUUUGUUUAUCCGGCAGCAACCAUUUUGAAGUCUUCUGCUCGGUUGCUCGAAGGAGAUGACAAACAAAAUGGCUGACCUUCCCACCAGUCCGUGUUGGAAGUAGGAGUUGCAGCGGGGUGGAAGGGGAAGAUGAGUUCCUCAAAGUUUUCGUGUGUCUCUCUCCCCGCCCCCCUCGCAAUUUGGGAGUGAUUUCCCAAACGUUUGAUGGAGUUUUGAUGAAGUGGCAACAUAUCGUGUGUGAUGUUUAGUGGAACGCCGAAAGAGGCGGGACGUCUUCUUGUGUUAGACUGGGAAACGUACGUGGGUCAACUUUCCCACGUGGGAAAUUGACGUGGGUCAAUUUUCAGGGGAAACUCUGGUUUUUUUCAGCUUUAACAGAAGAUUUUUCGGUUGUUUGGUUUUGUGUUUUUUUUUUUAAUCUGAAAGUUUCUUAGUUUCGUUGGUGGAAUUUUACUGUUGGACAUUGUUGAUUAUAGACGUUCUUGUGCAACAUGUCUUGGACUCGUCUUUGCUUAUUUCCUCCGCUCUC
Python bivittatus (Burmese python) is the source of this 2583-nucleotide messenger RNA. It is a transcript of the gene EFNB3, whose product is annotated as ephrin B3. Gene Ontology annotation, cellular component: plasma membrane. Gene Ontology annotation, molecular function: ephrin receptor binding. Lineage: Eukaryota; Metazoa; Chordata; Lepidosauria; Squamata; Pythonidae. The record is from RefSeq and is a predicted model, not a curated record. Gene Ontology annotation, biological process: ephrin receptor signaling pathway; axon guidance.